AAGAAUGAAAUGAGUAGGUGAAAAGACGUUUUAAGGCAGUCGCCGUCUUCAGAGGUUUCUUUACGUGAAGGUAAUUUUUUUGCAAGAGUCGGAGGAGGAUACGAAGGCGAGCCGUGCCAAUGGACUUCGAGAUGGGGAACAUGGUCUUCAUCGCUGGAGGGACACUGGUCAUUCCCAUCCUGGCUUUCAUGGCCUCCUUCCUUCUGUGGCCCUCAGCUCUGAUCAGGGUCUACUACUGGUACUGGAGAAGGGCCCUUGGCCUGCAGGUGCAUUAUGCAGACUGUGGAUCGUACCGGUUCUGUUACUCGACCAGAGGAAAGCCUGGGACCAGGCCCUCCAUUCUAAUGUUGCACGGUUUCUCCACUCACAAAGACAUGUGGUUGUCUGUGGCCAAGUUCCUGCCAAAACACCUGCAUCUUGUGUGUGUGGACAUGCCUGGACAUGAGGGCACUACACGCACAAAUGCAGAAGACUACUGUAUUGAGGGCCAGGUCAAGAGGAUACACCAGUUUGUAGAGAGUAUUCAGCUGAACAAGAAGCCCUUUCACCUGGUGGGCACGUCAAUGGGAGGCAACGUGGCUGGUGUGUAUGCUGCCCGCUACCCCGCAGACGUCUCCGGCCUCUCGCUCAUAUGUCCUGCAGGCCUGAAGCAACCCCAUGAGAGCAACUUUGUCAAGCAUCUUCGGGUCUUAGAGAAGACCCAGAACAUCCAAAGCAUCCCACUCAUCCCGUCCACCCCUCAGGAGAUGGAUGAUAUGAUAAAGUUGGUUUCCCAUAUCCGCUACAAGAUCCCCCAGCAGAUUCUUCAGGGAUUAGUGGAUGUUCGAAUUCCUCACAACGACUUCUACCGAGAAGCAUUCUUGGAGAUAGUAGGGGAGAACUCAAGAUACUCCUUACAUGAGAACAUGCACAUGAUCACAGCCCCAGUGCAAGUUAUUUGGGGAAAACAAGAUCAGGUGGUGGACGUCUCAGGUGCCUCGGUCCUGGAAGAAGCCCUGCCUGGAUGCCAGGUGGAGCUGUUGGAGAACUGUGGCCACUCUGUGCCAGUAGAGCGGCCUCGUAAGCUUGCCAAGCUUAUCAUGGACUUCCUCAUAGCCCAGCAGAACGUAAGCAAUGGAAGCAGCAAGAAGCUCUCCUGAGACGGCCCUGGAGAGUAAUAUUAUCUGUACAUAAUUUUUCUGUUCCAGUCACCUCUCAGGGAGUCACCCCCCUCCUCUCCGUCGUCCUUCUUUGUGGUGUUAACAUGGAGAGGGCCAUGCACAGUAUUUUUGGGCAUUUCUGGCACUUUAUUGUGACAGUAGAUCUUAUGAAUCAAGGACACUGAUUAUUUAAAAUGUGCCACAUUUACCUCCUUUGGCUUUUUUUCCUGACAGUACGUUUCACAGAGUGGUCUUGUCUGACUUAUAUGUGCAUAUUUUUAAUCUUGUCAUUCCUAUUGAAUAUGAUAUUCACAGACAUUCAUAG
Messenger RNA from Megalops cyprinoides (Indo-Pacific tarpon), 1464 nucleotides. RefSeq names its product monoacylglycerol lipase ABHD6-like. NCBI's taxonomy places the organism in Eukaryota, Metazoa, Chordata, Actinopteri, Elopiformes, Megalopidae. The transcript has 9 exons. Bases 120 to 1139 code for a protein of 339 amino acids. The record is from RefSeq and is a predicted model, not a curated record.